GGGCUAUCGAACUUGAAUUCCAAUUUAAGUUCGUGUUGUUUGGUCUGAUUAGGGAAUGCUGGGGAGGUUGCAAUAAUUGAUGGCAAAACGUUUGUGAAACAGAAAGCUUUUUCAUAGGCAACUCAGUGAGUAAACGAUAAAAACUAGCGAGUUUCGCCGAAAAGAUCCAGCCAGUGCGCGAAAAAAAAAAAACACUCAACGAGUACGCGGAAAAAAAAAAACUUGGUGAGUACGCGAACAAUUCGCGCGAAAUGAAUCAGCAGGAUCAGCAGGAACCUCAGUAUUCAGAAGCCCCGAUAUUGGGAGCACACGUACAUCCAACAUCCACGUGUACCGACUCCACACCAGAUUCCCCUGGAGACGGCGGAUCGAAAGGGUCCUUAAACCGAAACGACAUCGUGAAAGCUCUGGAGGUGGUGGAGAGGGACUCUGUGGCCAUUGCUGAGAGCUUCUCUUCCCUCUUCGCUUCUCUCCGCUUGGCACUCUCCGAGAUUAGCAAUACCUCCGUGGAUCAUAUGCAAUGCUUUAGCGAUGCUGCAGGCCGUCUUCAGGAAUCAGUACUCGAUGCGGCAACAAAGGGCAACCGAUACAUAAAUUCAUGUCUCAGAUUAAACGAGGAAAUGAAAGGCAUUGACAGUCUAGCUGCACAACUAAAAAUGCUGAGGAGGAAUGUAGAUGCUCUAGACACAGCUGUAAACCGGCUUGUCCGUUUUCCAUGAUGUUAACCUGCUCAGCUAAUCAGUUAUAUCAAUAACAUGAAGUAUUCUUUUUAAUUUCCUUGGUAUAUGUCUUGCGAUGGCUGUGUUAAAACUUGUAAUGUUUAAAGAUUGCAUAGCCACAUUGGAAAUGCACUGAAACAUUGUGAUUUAUGAGCAUCUUAGUAAAUGCAUUUACAUUUGCAGUGCAUUGGUUCAAUAGAAAAUGGAAAAUUAUAGCCCACAAA
Mangifera indica (mango) is the source of this 943-nucleotide messenger RNA. RefSeq lists its product as uncharacterized. The record is from RefSeq and is a predicted model, not a curated record. The coding region runs from base 252 to 719 and encodes 155 amino acids. The transcript has 5 exons. Lineage: Eukaryota; Viridiplantae; Streptophyta; Magnoliopsida; Sapindales; Anacardiaceae.